Perognathus longimembris pacificus (Pacific pocket mouse) is the source of this 1671-nucleotide messenger RNA. RefSeq names its product tripartite motif containing 60 (gene Trim60). Gene Ontology annotation, molecular function: protein binding; zinc ion binding. The coding region runs from base 106 to 1566 and encodes 486 amino acids. The transcript has a single exon. NCBI's taxonomy places the organism in Eukaryota, Metazoa, Chordata, Mammalia, Rodentia, Heteromyidae. The record is from RefSeq and is a predicted model, not a curated record.
ACAUGUCUUUAGAGGCUGACACUAGCAUGGCAAGCCAGUGGAGGUGAAAACAGCCUUUUGGAAGAUCUUGGGAAGAGUGCCUGUGCUUCCUCAGGACCAGACCUUAUGAAAAGAAGCAUGGCGGUGAACCACACCUUUGCUCCAGGCUCAAUGGAGUUUGCAAAAGCUCAGGAAGACCUCCAAGCUGAGGCUAGCUGCCCCAUCUGUCUGGAAUACUUCAAAAGCCCAGUGACCUUGCCCUGUGGGCAUAACUUCUGCCUCUCCUGCAUCAGGUCAUCCUGGAAGGGUCAAGAGAAGAGUUUCCCCUGUCCUUCUUGCCAGCUUAACUGUCCAGAAAGAAAAUUCUCAAGCAAUCUCCAGCUGGGUAACUUGACUCGGAUUGCUAAGCUGUUCCCCACUGGAAGACGCAAGAGAAGACUGCAAGGCAAGCUCAUGUGUAAGAAGCACAAAGAAGCCAUGGCCUUUUUCUGCCAGAAGGACCUGGAGGUUUUAUGUCGCCGGUGCUGCUCCACUAGUCACCAGCAUCACCGUAUUUGGCCCAUACAGAAGGCUGCACGCUUGCAUAGGAAACAACUAGCAUGUUCCAUGGAGCUGUACAAAGACAGGAUGGAGCGAGUUAAGAAAGUGCUAGCCAUGCAGACUAGAAGACCCCUGGAACUGAAGAGAAAGGUAGAGCGAAGGAGGAAAGAUAUAAACUUUGAAUUUGAACAACAUAGGUUGUUUGUCAAAAACCAACACGAGAUGCUCCUUAAGCAAUUGCAGGAAGAAGAAAUAGUUAAUUCAGCAAAACUAAGUGAAAGCCUCGCCAAAACUUCAGAAUAUGCCUCCUCAGUGAGAAUCCUGUUAAAGGAAGUAGAAAAGAUAUGUGUACAGUCAGAAAUGGAAUUGCUGACAAACCUUAAGAGUGUCUAUGACAGGUAUAAAGGCUUAAAGAGCCCAGAAGAUUUUUCAUUCACUUUCGAAGACUGUGGAAACUGGCUUCCUCCACAGUAUUCAGGCCUCAACCCAAUCAUCAAGAGCUUCCAAACAGAUGUAAUUCUAGACCCUGAAACAGCACAUUGUCGACUCAGGAUCUCAGAAGAUGGGAAAUCUGUGCAAUAUGGAUGCAUGCAAAAAUAUCCGCCCCUAGCAAGCAGGUUUUAUCUCUGCCCAGCUGUUUUGGGAUCUAAGGCAUAUCAUUCUGGAAGGCAGUACUGGGAGGUAGAUGUGAAAGACAAGCGUGAUUGGAUCGUGGGUGUUUGUAAACAGUCUCUUCCCAGGAGGAAAAGGGAUCAGAAACAACAACUCUUAAAACAGGACGGAAUAUGGGCAAUAGGAUGGCAUUUCAAGUCUAAUUAUAUUGCCUUGGGUUCUAAGAGAAUCUACCUCCUGCCAAAAGUAACACCUACUAAGAUUGGUGUGUUUUUAGACAUUGAAAUGGGUGAGAUUUCCUUUUACAAUUUAGAUGAUGGAUCUCUUCUUCAUAGUUACAAUGUUGUUCAUUUUAAUGAAGCACUUCUGCCUUAUUUCUACGUUGGAACUGACAGUAAACCCCUUAAAAUCUGUACAGUAACAGAUUCUGAGUGAUGAAUUAUUGGAAGACUUUUUCUUUCUGUUAUUUGACAUAUCUGUUACUUGACACCAGUAAUCCCAGCUAUGCUGGGACUGAAGACGCUCUAUCCAAUACCCAGC